GGAGAGAAGAACCAGGGCUUCGAUGUCCUGUAUCACAACAUGAAACAUGGGCAAAUCUCGGCCAAGGAGCUGGCGGACUUCGUGCGGGAGAGGGCGGCUGUGGAGGAGGCCUACGCCAAGUCCAUGGUCAAGAUGUCCAAGAUGGCCGGCAACAGCACCCAGCUGGGGACCUUUGCCCCCCUCUGGGAGGUCUUCCGCAUCUCCUCGGACAAGCUGGCGCUGUGCCACGCUGAGCUGGUGAAGAAGCUGCAGGAUCUCCUCAAGGAGAUCGGCCGCUAUGGGGAGGAGCAGCUGCGAGCCCACAGAAAGUCGAAGGACGAAGUGGCCGGGACACUGGAGGCCGUCCAGCAGCUCCAGGGGGCUGCCCAGCACCUGCCCAAAGCCAAGGAGGCCUUCCACAGCCGCUGCCAGGAGCUGGAGAGGCUCCGCAGGGAGGGGGCCAGCCAGAAGGAGGUGGACAAGGCGGAACUGAAGUCCCGAAAGGCCGUGGAGGCUCUGCGGCGCACCGUGGAGAAGUACAACGCGGCCCGUGCCGACUUUGAGCAGAAGAUGCUGGACUCGGCCGUGCGGUUCCAGGAGGUGGAGGAGUCGCACCUGCAGCACCUGAAGGCCCUGGUGGGCUCCUACAUCCACUCGGUGGAGGACACCCACGUCCAGAUCGGACAGGUGCAGGAGGAAUUCAAGCAGAACAUGGAGAACAUCGGGGUGGAGACGCUGCUGCGCAACUUUGCGGAGGGGAAGGGCACCGGCUGCACCCCGCCAGGGCCCCUGGACCUGGAGGAGCUGAGCAUGGCGUCCUCCACGCAGGAAGGCAA
Messenger RNA from Notechis scutatus (mainland tiger snake), 815 nucleotides. NCBI's taxonomy places the organism in Eukaryota, Metazoa, Chordata, Lepidosauria, Squamata, Elapidae. The record is from RefSeq and is a predicted model, not a curated record.